Suricata suricatta (meerkat) is the source of this 1060-nucleotide messenger RNA. RefSeq names its product TatD DNase domain containing 1 (gene TATDN1). Gene Ontology annotation, cellular component: cytosol. The transcript has 13 exons. Lineage: Eukaryota; Metazoa; Chordata; Mammalia; Carnivora; Herpestidae. Gene Ontology annotation, molecular function: 3'-5'-DNA exonuclease activity. Bases 118 to 963 code for a protein of 281 amino acids. The record is from RefSeq and is a predicted model, not a curated record.
GACAUGAGUCGUUUCAAGUUUGUGGCCCUGUGAAAAGCCCAGAGAUUGCUUGCUGCACUCUCAGAGAACCUCAAGAGACGGCUGCACAGAGAUAUUGGUAUCAACUUGACAGAUCCUAUGUUCAGAGGAAUUUAUAGGGGAGUUCAGAAGCAUCAAGAUGACUUACAAGAUAUAAUAGAGAGAGCAGUCCAGAUUGGUGUUAAAAAGUUCAUGAUCACAGGUGGAAAUCUGCAGGACAGUAAAGAGGCGCUGCAUUUGGCACAAACACAUGAUAUGUUUUUCAGUACAGUUGGAUGUCAUCCUACAAGAUGCGAUGAAUUUGAAAAGAAUGACCCUGAUCUUUACUUAAAGGAGUUGUUAAAUCUCGCUGAAAACAAUAAGGGGAAAGUUGUAGCAAUAGGAGAGUGUGGACUGGAUUUUGACCGACUGCAGUUCUGUCCCAGAGAUACUCAGCUCAAAUAUUUUGAAAAACAGUUUGAACUGGCAGAACAGACAAAAUUACCAAUGUUUCUUCACUGUCGGAACUCACAUGCUGAAUUUUUGGACAUAAUGAAAAGAAACCGAGAUCGGUGUGUAGGUGGAGUGGUCCACUCAUUUGAUGGUACCAAGGAAGCAGCAGCUGCCUUGAUGGACUUGGAUCUCUAUAUAGGAUUUAAUGGUUGCUCACUGAAAACUGAGGCUAAUUUGGAAGUUCUGAAGUCAAUACCUAGUGAAAAAUUAAUGAUUGAAACUGAUGCGCCUUGGUGUGGAGUGAAAAGUACACAUGCUGGAUCAAAAUACAUAAAAACUUCCUUUCCUACCAAAAAGAAGUGGGAAAGCGGGCACUGUGUGAAAGACAGGAAUGAACCCUGCCAUAUAAUUCAAGUACUGGAGAUAAUGUCAGCAGUGAGGGAGCAGGACCCACUGGAAUUAGCCAACACGUUAUAUAACACCACCAUUAAAAUCUUUUUUCCUGACAUGUAAUUGAUAUGUCCUUUCCAUUUUCCAUCGUGUAUGUAAAAUUUCAUGGUAAACCUUCUAAAGGGCUGAAUAAAGAAAUGCUCUGGAAGUUGUCUAAAAA